Molecule: messenger RNA, 1458 nt
Organism: Peniophora sp. CBMAI 1063
Lineage: Eukaryota; Fungi; Basidiomycota; Agaricomycetes; Russulales; Peniophoraceae
Source: the annotation of a GenBank genome assembly
AUGAAAAACAUAGCGCCACCGCCACACAACCCAGGUUCGAAGGGCAAGGGUAAAAGGUCGGCUGCGGAUCGUGGGUCGGACGACGAAGAGAGCGCGCCACCACCGAAGAAGUUCAUCGUAGCAACUGGCUAUGACGGAAACAAGAAAAUAACGCUGAAGCGUCGUCCUGCGACGAAAGAAGCUGGUCAAAAGACUAAACAGGGUGCUGCGGUGGCAAAGUCUACGAUACCCGAUCGAUCCAGAAGGGGGGCAAGCGGUUCGAAGAGCCAAACUCGCGCCUUAGACGAAGCGAUGAAAGCGCUCAAAGCUGCUGGGUUAGACCCAGCCAUGAUCAAAGCUGCAAUGAAGAUCUGCGCGGAAGAUAGAGAAGACAUGGUCACCGAAGAGAACGAUCAGCCACAAGACACAGUUGAGGCCGGUAGCGAUGCACAGGAUGGACCUGUGGAGGGGGCGAACCCCGAUGAUCUUGAGCUACACGCAUCAAUGCGCGGGUGCCAGGUCACAACAACUGAGAAGAUGGACGGCCCCCUUCGAGGCUCUUAUGCGCACAUCCCCAAGCUGUCACCAGAUCGCUUCGUUCACAAGAACAUGCUGGUGAACAUGACCACUACGGCGAUGUUUGCGAGCGAGAUGUUCAGCUCGAUCAAUCAGGAUCGCUUAAUAAGCAUGUUAACGUUCAAGGCUCAUGCUGGAUCGGGUCUAUCGAAUCCCGCGCGGGAUGAUCCAAAGCGUCAUAAGGUCUCACCUCGCAUCAACAAGGGGGGCGCCAUCAUCCCGCAGUCAAGCAAAGGCGAUAACCAGCCAACCGCCUUCGUCUUCUAUGGCUAUACUCACACCAGCAAUGUCAUGGACGGCAGGACGUACACAAAGGGCAACGGCGUGACCAAGUGCGUCAAGGAGUAUGAGAUCAACAUGGUGACCAUGGAAUCGGAACGGGCUAUGGCAUUUUUAUCCGCCGUGCUGGGUGGUCGCCAAUACAUCUUGCCCGUCACUGAAGGAGGAGGCGUCAUGUUCGCAACGAAACACAGCGUGGUUUCUGACAACGACGCCGGAACUGGUGAAUAUCUCUUCCAUUCACCUCUAUCAUCAUUCCUCAUCACGCAAACUCUAGGAAACGCGCUGCCUGGCCACUUUCAGGCUACGACCAGAAAGAAGUCUCAGAUGUGCCACCCUGAUAUCCAACGUCGCGCCAGGGACGCAAACGAGCCUGUGCCAGUGUGGGACUGCACGAAUCACUUCUUAGGUGAACAAUCCAACGAAGAAUUUCGGCCUGUCGAUAUUCUGACUCAGACUGGCCGCACCGAUGACGAGCGUUGGAUGGGCGAUGUACCCGCUGGUGCUUUCGUGGCUGUCAUAAGCACUGUCUCGUUCUACGGAUCAGACUCCCAGUCGGAAGAGAAGACGUUGUCUUUCAACCUCUCCGCUAUUCAUGUAUUGGCUGUUCCGAGGGAGGAGUAG